Penicillium brevicompactum is the source of this 744-nucleotide messenger RNA. It is a transcript of the gene cdc31, whose product is annotated as putative cell division control protein Cdc31. Lineage: Eukaryota; Fungi; Ascomycota; Eurotiomycetes; Eurotiales; Aspergillaceae. The transcript is spliced from 2 exons. Gene Ontology annotation, cellular component: half bridge of spindle pole body; mitotic spindle pole body. The record is from RefSeq and is a predicted model, not a curated record. Gene Ontology annotation, biological process: spindle pole body duplication. Bases 1 to 744 code for a protein of 247 amino acids. Gene Ontology annotation, molecular function: microtubule binding; calcium ion binding.
AUGGCCUCCGGCCAACCUUUCGCGUCGCGCUCCUACGCCGGCACCAAGCUCCCCGAGCGCUCCAUCAACACAAACGCCAUGCCCUUCAGUGCCUCGUCAUUCUCACGGCAUCGAGGCCUAGGCAACGCCCCUCAAAAUGACUUCCCCGAAGCUCCAAAGCAACAAUCUGCCCCCGCGACAAAUGCACAGUCUCACGGUCCAGCGCAGGACGCCAAUCCGUUGAGCCGCUUGACCGAAGAGCAGCGCGAGGAAAUUAACGAAGCCUUCACUCUCUUCGAUCUCGAUCGCGACCGCCACCUCGAUUACCAUGAGCUCCGUGUCGCUUUCCGUGCCCUCGGCUUCACUCUCAGUAAACAAGAGCUGAUCUCCCUUCUUACGACCUACGGUGUUCCCCGCCCGCAAGUUCAGCAGCAGCAGGCGAGUGGUCAGCCUGCAUCGAAUAAGGGCCCUGUUGCGAACCCCCAACACCCCUCCAACCUGCUCAUGCCGCUCUCGUCCUUCCAGGCCGUGACGGCACUCAAGAUCCUGGAGCGGGACCCGCGCGAUGAGAUUCUGCGCGCGUUCGAGCUCUUCGACGAGGGUGCCAAGGGCUAUAUCGAUCUGGAGGAUUUGAGGCGCGUGGCCCGCGAGCUGGGUGAGACUGGUCUCGAAGAGGAGGAAUUAAGGGCCAUGAUUGAGGAGUUUGAUCUGGAGGGUGCGGGCGGCGUUACACGUGAGGCUUUCGUGGGUAUCUGUUGGCAAUGA